Messenger RNA from Dreissena polymorpha, 2589 nucleotides. RefSeq lists its product as uncharacterized. The record is from RefSeq and is a predicted model, not a curated record. The coding region runs from base 1471 to 2589 and encodes 372 amino acids. The transcript is spliced from 10 exons. NCBI's taxonomy places the organism in Eukaryota, Metazoa, Mollusca, Bivalvia, Myida, Dreissenidae.
CAGAGGUGGACCAACCAGACAAUAUCAAACCAGAAGCCAAGACUUGACAGAUAUUUUGGACAUCGCCUAUUCCUGUGGCUUCCACUGCUGCUAUGCAGGAUGGUGCUGACCUGUCCCUUCUGCAAGGUUACUCAUCUGACCAAGCAGGGCCUGUACCGGCUGACCAGGAUAGUGCUAGACAUAGAUUCAUUCUACAUUCUAGCCACUGAGAGUUUGCACUGUGUCAAGUGCAAGAAAAAUCAGAUAGGCUGGAGUGAAGCCAUCUUGGAUCAGCUGGAUCCGGCUACCAGGUCCACGUUUCCGGUACAGAUAAUGUACCAUAGCGCAUGUGACACUCGUGUCAUAUACUUGUUGCGCCACCGAGGCUAAGGUAACAGCCCUACUUAGCUACAGAAGCAGAUCACUGAGCUUCACAAUUUGAGGUGGACGAAGCAACAACUGCAGUACAUGAAAGACUGUUCUUUGUACCUCAAGACAGUGACAGCAAAGUUCCAAAACUGUCUUCGAGGAGCUGUCCAAACAAUCUCAGUUGCCAACAUACCAAUGGUUUACCAUCAGGAGGUUUUGUCUCGAGCAGAAGAGGUCAAGGCGGCUUUGACAUCCAUCUUUGGUCGAAUUUUAAAGAUGGACUCUACUAAGAAGGUAACCAAAAAGUUGGCAGGAGAAGCUGCUCGGACGGCAGCAUGGUCGACUAACGUUGGCAAUGAACAUGGCCAGGUGCUAAUGAGCGUUAUGACAUCAAUUGAAGGGUGUGGGUUAGGCGACAUGGUGAAAGGCCUCGUAAAACGCUAGUCCGAGGCUGAUGUCCUACCACCAAUCCUGCUGUAAACAGACUACGACUGUUGCGAGAAGUCAGCACUGAUGGACAUUUUCAGACUUGGCCUGACCUUGUGGUGCGAUUAGACGUGUGGCACUUCAUGCGGCGUCUUGCUGUUGGGGUCACAACGGACACCCACAGACUGUACGCGGCAUUUAUGGGUCAGCUUUCAGCAGCCAUCUUUUGUUGGGACAAGUCUGACCUGAAUCUCAAAGAAGCUAAAAGGCAGCAGCUUAUACAAGCCAACAUCACGGACCCGUCUGACUCAGAUGUCUCUGUCCGUUUAGACCGUAAGGAGUUGUCCCUGCACUGCCGUCGGAUGACUCGAAGCACAGAGGUCAUCAGGGAGCGUAUCCAGGCUGUCUUGGAGUUGUUCGGUGGUGACUCAGGAAGGGAUACCAUGGGUGUACCACUGUUUCAUGAGCGUAUCUGGGAGCUCUAGAAACAGCAGCAGAAGCAUGUAGAGUGCCUCCAGGACCCUAAAGGUGUACAGCUCUACACUCAGACGGGCACGCUGAAAAAGGGUGGCGUGGUGUUUCCUGUGUAUCGCUGUGCACGAGGAUCUACCUCCUUGGAGUCCUUCCAUCUCCACCCACAGCGAUUCAUUCCUGGAACCAGUGCAAGCGCCAGCAACUUCCAGACUGGAGGGCCUGAUGCGCUGGAACUUAGACCGGCAUAUUACUGUAUUGUAUGACUCCAGAUUGAAGACAGCAGCCAACAGACUAAGUCAGGAGCUUUUUAACAAGGAUAUCUUCCCGACAUUCCAGUCGCCAAACAAAUACACUGGAGAGCUGAUAGGUAUCGAAUAUCUAUACAACAAAACGGGUGCUAAAAACCCUGUAAGUGCGGUGGAGCCUGAUGACAGCCUCCUGGAUGAGGGCUUUGAGGACUCCGCGGCCAUGGAUGAUAAUGAUCCAACCAUCCACAUAGUGGAUUCCUUUCUGCCUGCUUUUAGUCGUGGGAGGGCUCAGCAGAUCAUGCAGCAGAACAGGCCGUCUCAAUCAGAGAUGUCAACGAAGGAUGUGUAUUGCCAGCAGAUGUACAACGUUCCCGCUAAGCUCAAAGCCAAACCUACCACAACGAGUGCCUCUUUAGAAACAACAACAGCAGCUUCUAUGACAAAAGCAACAGCAGCUUCUGUUACAACAGCUGCAGCAAGUACUUUAUCAUUAUCUGCCGUAACUACCGCUACAUCAGCGUCGGCUAUUGCUGGCAGUUCCCAACGUGUUAAGGAUGAAGCUGAGGACUCUAUUGGACCAAACAGAGUUGCAGGUUAUGGUCAUGUGAUGGACCUGGCUGAGUAUUUGUUUCAUUUAAAAGACAAGGAAAGUAAGGCCAUCGCCAACGCAGAAGCUGACCACAUCGUGAAACUGUGGUCUAAGAUGUCCCCUUACGACCAGUCGCCGUCAAAAUAUAAGGACCGACAUCAGACCCAGCUGAUCAAGGGACGCUUCAAGGCACCAAAGACAUCCCGGAUACAGCUGGUUCCUGGAGUCCAGAGUGUCAGAAGGUAUCAGGAAGCCUUGCUGGUCAAGUUGUGUGCAGCCUUUCCGGGUUCCACCACCAAAGAUGGCGUUAAACAGGCGCGGUGGCGGACAGUACUGGAGAAGUACAACCUAAUAAGAGAGAUGGUAUUCAACAGUCAGCGCGUGAUACAGAAUACAUGCAUUCAGCUGUCUGAUAUAAACCAGCGCACCUUGGCUGCUUGGUUCAGUGCUCGUGGAAAGCGCAGAGAAAGAACCUUGCUGGAACAGGGACUUGCCCUUCAGUAA